CGCACUCACUGUGUCAAGCUAGUAAUCAUUCAAUGGCUCAACAGGCGAAGCAAGCGGCACAACGACUUGGCGGUAUGUUCCCCAAGGGUUCCGGAAAGGGAAUUGGAGGAGCAGCAGGUGCUAUCAUUACCCUCGGUGCUCUCGGUUAUGGCAUCAAUGCUUCUCUUUUCAACGUUGAUGGUGGUCACCGUGCUAUCAAGUACACUCGUCUUUUUGGCGUCCAAAACAAGAUUUACAAUGAAGGAACUCAUUUCGUCGUUCCCUGGUUCGAAACUCCCAUUAUCUACGAUGUCCGAGCCAAACCUCGCAAUGUUGCUUCUUUGACUGGUACCAAGGAUCUUCAAAUGGUCAACAUUACUUGCCGUGUGCUUUCCAAGCCUCGAGUAGACCAGCUUGCUACUGUCUACCGUACUCUUGGACAGGACUAUGACGAGCGUGUCCUUCCUUCUAUCGUCAAUGAAGUUCUCAAGUCAGUUGUUGCUCAAUUCAACGCCUCUCAACUUAUCACUCAGCGUGAGCGAGUGUCUCGCCUUGUCCGUGAGAACCUUGUUCGCCGCGCUCUCCGUUUCAACAUUGUCCUCGAUGAUGUUUCCAUUACCCAUGUUGGCUUCAGUCCCGGUUUCGAAGGUGCUGUCGAAGCUAAGCAAAUUGCUCAGCAGGAUGCACAGAGAGCUGCUUUCGUCGUUGACAAGGCUAGACAAGAGAAGCAAUCCAUCAUUGUCCGCGCUCAGGGUGAAGCCAAGAGUGCAGAACUCAUUGGUGAAGCUAUCAAGAACAAGCCUGGUUUCUUGGAUUUGAAGAGAAUUGACACUGCUCGUGAAAUCUCUCAAGUCAUUGCUAGAAGCGGCAACAGAGUCAUGUUGGAUUCCGACACCUUGUUGCUUAAUGUCAACGCUAACAAGAAUGCCGCUGAAAAGUCCAAAUAACUCAUGUGUAAAAAAACAUCAACCCUUACAAAUUGACCUGAAGAGUAAUAAAAAUUAUCGCAGAAUUUAGAGUUUUGUAAAAGCCCCUCUCAA
Molecule: messenger RNA, 1019 nt
Organism: Umbelopsis ramanniana AG
Lineage: Eukaryota; Fungi; Mucoromycota; Umbelopsidomycetes; Umbelopsidales; Umbelopsidaceae
Exons: 5
Coding region: 33-926 (297 amino acids)
Biological process (GO): mitochondrion organization
Cellular component (GO): membrane; mitochondrion
Source: RefSeq, a predicted model, not a curated record